This is a messenger RNA of Lodderomyces pseudojiufengensis, 747 nucleotides long. RefSeq lists its product as uncharacterized. NCBI's taxonomy places the organism in Eukaryota, Fungi, Ascomycota, Pichiomycetes, Serinales, Debaryomycetaceae. The coding region runs from base 1 to 747 and encodes 248 amino acids. The record is from RefSeq and is a predicted model, not a curated record. The transcript is spliced from 2 exons.
AUGUCUCAAAUUUUGUAUAAGUAUUUUUUAAAUAAAACAAAAUUAGAUCAUUUAGUUACUUUUGGAGCACCUGAGGAGGAUCCAUAUUACGAAGAAAUUCCAGACAAAGACUUACAUUUUUAUCAAAGGAAAGGAGCCAAAAGAAAAAGAAAAUUACCAUCUUACAUCCCUAAACAUGAUUUAAAAAUAUUGAAUAAAGUCAAAAGCCGAGCUUAUACUUUAGACCUACAAUUAAGUUUAUGUGGUCUCAGAAUUGGAUGGUCUGCUGUAAUUGGAUUAAUUCCUUGGAUUGGUGAUUUAAUUGCUUUUUAUUUUGCUCUUCAAUUGGUGAAAACUGCUAAAAAGAUCGAAGGUGGUUUACCGAAGAGUUUAGAGACUGAAAUGAUGGCGAAUGUUACAUUUGAUUUUGGGAUUGGUUUGAUACCUAUAGUAGGAGACUUUAUCAAUGUUUUGUACAAAUGUAACUCUAGGAAUUUCAUUUUGUUGGAAAAGCACUUGGUAAAAAAAUAUGGUAAUGUUCAGAAUAAUCAACAAGCGAUUGGUAAUAAUACAAACCCUUCAGGUCCAGCAGCAGCAAGUACAACAAAAGCAAAUGCUACGCAAGGCAAAACUACUGCUGCUCGUGAAAUAGAUCAGCCAUACAAUCCAGAAUUACCAAGAGCUCAAAAUAACAUACCACCAACUUACCCUGGACGAUCGGUUCCUAAAAGAUCAGUUGACACUACUGAAAUUGGAAACAAAGUUUAG